Molecule: messenger RNA, 1649 nt
Organism: Myotis davidii
Lineage: Eukaryota; Metazoa; Chordata; Mammalia; Chiroptera; Vespertilionidae
Gene: LANCL1
Product: LanC like 1
Exons: 10
Coding region: 84-1283 (399 amino acids)
Biological process (GO): peptide modification; carbohydrate metabolic process
Cellular component (GO): plasma membrane
Source: RefSeq, a predicted model, not a curated record
UGGUCCCUCUGGGAGGAAGCGCGCGGGGACAGCGCCGUUUCUGUUACGGUCCGCAGGCCGCGGGGUGAGAGGCCGCCGGCGCCAUGGCGCAGAGGGCCUUCCCGAACCCCUACGCCGAUUAUAACAAGUCCCUGGCCGAAGGCUACUUCGAUCCCGAAGGGCGGCUGACUCCUGAGUUCUCACAGCGCUUGAACAAUAAGAUUCGCGAGCUUCUGCAGCAAAUGGAGAGAGGCCUGAAGUCAGCAGACCAGCGGGAUGGCACCGCUUACACUGGCUGGACAGGUAUUGCUGUGCUUUACCUACAUCUCUAUGAUGUGUUCGGGGACCCUGCCUACCUCCAGAUGGCACAUAGCUACGUAAAGCAAAGUCUGAACUGUUUGUCCAAGCGUUCCAUCACCUUCCUUUGUGGGGAUGCAGGCCCGCUGGCUGUGGCCGCUGUGGUGUAUCACAAGAUGAGCAAUGAGAAACAGGCAGAAGAUUGCAUCACCCGGCUAAUUCACCUAAAUAAGGUUGAUCCCCACGCUCCAAAUGAAAUGCUCUAUGGACGAGUGGGCUACAUCUACGCUCUUCUCUUUGUGAACAGGAACUUUGGAGUAGAAAAGAUUCCUCAACACCACAUUCAGCAGGUUUGUGAAACAGUCUUAACAUCUGGAGAAAACCUAGCUAGAAAGAGAAACUUCACAGCAAAGACUCCACUGAUGUAUGAGUGGUACCAAGAAUAUUAUGUGGGGGCUGCUCAUGGCCUGGCAGGGAUUUACUACUUCCUGAUGCAGCCCUGCCUUCAAGUGAGCCCUGCCAUGCUACAUAGCUUGGUCAAGCCCAGUGUAAACUAUGUCUGCCAGCUGAAGUUCCCUUCCGGCAAUUACCCUCCUUGUGUGGGCGACAGUCGGGACCUGCUGGUCCACUGGUGUCACGGUGCCCCUGGGGUCAUCUACAUGCUCCUCCAGGCCUAUAAGGUAUUCAAAGAGGAACAGUAUCUCAACGAUGCCUAUCAGUGUGCUGAUGUGAUCUGGCAGCACGGGCUGCUGAAGAAGGGAUAUGGGCUGUGCCAUGGCACUGCGGGGAAUGCCUAUGCCUUCCUGGCGCUGUACAACGUCACGCAGGACGCCAAGUACCUCUACAGGGCCUGUAAGUUUGCUGAAUGGUGCUUAGAUUAUGGAGAUCAUGGAUGCAGAACACCGGACACCCCCUUCUCCCUCUUUGAAGGAAUGGCUGGGACAAUAUAUUUCCUGGCUGACCUCCUCGUGCCCUCGAAAGCCCGGUUUCCUGCAUUUGAGCUAUAGAAGGACAGCCUGUCCUGCAACUCAUGCAUGACCCUUCCUGUAUAUCAGACCUGAGCGAAAUGCUGUCAGUGCUUUUCAAUGAAACAGUCAAACUGUGUACUUGGUUUAGUUGAUUUUUUUUCAGAAUUUGUCUUUAGUUCACUUCCUUUUUUAAUCAUUUAUUUUUAUUUUAAAAUAUCCAAGGAAAUCCUUUAACUUUAACUUCACUUUCUUCCAAAAAAGAAGCUGGUGAUAUGUAUAAUAUUUUGAGGGCAUAUAUAUAUAUAUAUUUUAUAACUUGGAGGAAGUCUUGCUCUUAUUUAAGCUUAUGAGUAUAAUUGUCUGUUACUGUUCUAAAAAUGGUUAAAAGAAACUAAAUGUAGAUAA